Molecule: messenger RNA, 1287 nt
Organism: Penicillium olsonii
Lineage: Eukaryota; Fungi; Ascomycota; Eurotiomycetes; Eurotiales; Aspergillaceae
Source: the annotation of a GenBank genome assembly
AUGGUUCGCAAUCUUGUCGUCAUCGGAGGUAACUCCCACCCUCAGUUGACUCAGAGCAUUUGCGGUGUCCUCGGCAUUCCUCCUGCGGAGGUCCUGCUCUCCAAAUUCGCCGUGGGUGAGACCCGCGUUGAAGUACAAGAGUCUGUUCGUGAGAAGGAUGUUUACAUCAUUCAAUCUGGUGGCGGAAAAGUCAAUGACCACCUGCUCGAGCUUCUCAUCACUAUUUCCGCCUGCAAGACCGCCUCUGCACGCCGAGUCACCGCUGUCCUCCCUCUCUUCCCCUACUCCCGUCAAAGUGACAUCCCUUACGACAAGGCGGGUGCUCCUCUCGUCAAGGCGGCCGUUGGAGGCAAGUCCACCAAUGGAUACACAUUCGAGAGCACCCCUCCCACCCCGGGCCCCGGAAAGCCCGAAGGCCUCGGCUUGAUGAAUGGCAUGGACAACCUCCAGAAGGGCCUUGCCAAGGCACAGAUUGAGGACAGCACCGGCAGCCCCGUCAAGAAGCGGGGCAAUGGUCUGCCCCGCAACGACACCACGGACUCUCUCAAGUCCUUGGCCAACGGAGCCGAUGACGCCGCCAGCAAUGCCUCUUCCAAAAUCUCUGCCUUCCAGCCUCGACCCGGCUACAAGCAGUGGGUUGCGCAGGCCGGCACCCUGGUGGCCGACCUCCUUACCUGUGCUGGAGCUGAUCACAUCAUUACCAUGGAUUUGCACGAUCCUCAGUACCAGGGAUACUUCGAUAUCCCAGUUGACAACCUUUACGGUCGUCCUCUUCUUAAGAGCUACAUCCAGCGAAACAUCCCGAACUACAAGCAGGCCGUCAUUGUCAGUCCCGAUGCCGGAGGCGCGAAGCGCGCUACGGCAAUUGCUGACCAAAUGGGAAUGGAGUUUGCUUUGAUCCACAAGGAGCGCCGCCCCACUAAGAUCACAGACCGCCAAAACGCUACCAUGAUGUUGGUUGGUGAUGUUCGCGAUCGGAUAGCCAUUCUGAUUGACGACCUCGCGGAUACUUCGAACACGAUCACCCGUGCCGCCAAGUUGUUGAAAAAGGAGGGCGCAUCCCAGGUUUACGCAUUGGUCACGCACGGCAUUCUGAGCGGUGACGCUAUUGAGCGCAUCAACGCGAGCGCCCUUGACAGGGUUGUUGUGACCAACAGUGUGGACCAGGUUGAUCACCUGCGCCGUUGCCCCAAGCUCGAGGUCUUGGAGGUCGGCCACGUUUUCGGCGAGGCCAUUCGCCGCGUGCACCAUGGUGAAAGCAUCAGCGUUCUCUUCCAGUAUGACUGA